Messenger RNA from Pochonia chlamydosporia 170, 1494 nucleotides. Its product is annotated as ubiquitin supergroup. The coding region runs from base 1 to 1494 and encodes 497 amino acids. Gene Ontology annotation, molecular function: protein binding. NCBI's taxonomy places the organism in Eukaryota, Fungi, Ascomycota, Sordariomycetes, Hypocreales, Clavicipitaceae. The transcript has a single exon. The record is from RefSeq and is a predicted model, not a curated record.
AUGAGUGGAGAGGAGACUUCUCCUCCGCGCCCCAGGGCCAAGAAGCUCCCCUUCAAGCCGACAGCUUUGCGCAAAUCUGCGUCGCAAAAAGUCGAGACACCCGCCGAUGCUACCAACACCGACGACGAUGGCCUUGAAUUGUUUCGCAGGUCAAAGGAGAUGGAGCCCAUUAUGGCUGCCGACCGUGAGAGACGGAUGAAGAAGAAGCAGAAACAGGAGGAGGAGCGACGAAAGUCGGCCGAAUCUGCGAAAAGGCAACUUGAGGAUGAGGACCAGACGGGAGUCGAGGUGGACGAGGUACGGCACGACUCUCCUCAGGACGCUCGGAGUGGCACACCUGUUAUUGGUGAGCCUAAGGAUGGAAAUUCAACGAGGUUUGUAUCCAGAGUUGAAGGCGAGGUUUGCUUGUUCACUUUGGCUGACGGGUUGCAAAGCGAGUUGGUUACGCCGCCGGCAUCAAAACGCACACGCUUGGAUACGCCACCCUCUAGACGCAAUGUCGAGAAUAUAGAUAUUGUGCCAGACGAUUCACCAUCUACCCGACUAUUGCGAUCACAUACCAAGACAACUACAACAGGCAGCGUACACCAUCCCAUAAUUGGAGCACCAAACGCAGAACCAAUCAGUCUUCUUGACUCGGAUGACGAUGACGACGACUGUGUGCAAAUAACAUCAAUACACACUCGGCAACGGGACGAUAGUGUCGAAGUCCUCGAGACCAGCUUUGCCGCUCAAGACGAUGACGACGAAUUCGCCGAGUACAUCCGCAAGGCAGAGGAGCAGCGUGCGCGAGAUAAAGCCAUGCUCAGCGUUGGCCCAGACGGAGCAGCCGCCAAAGACCCCAUUGACGUUCUGGUGACAUCUGUGGUGCCGGGCACGAAGCCCUGCUGUUUCAAGUUUUUGUUCGACAAGCAACUGCGCGUUGCUCGCAACACGUGGCUCUCACUUCAGCAUCACAAGGGUCUCCUGAAGGAAGUACAAAAGGAAGACGACAUUAUUCUCACAUGGCGGAGGCAAAAGGUAUACGCAUUUUCCACAUUGCUCUCCCUGGGGAUUCGACCGCAGGGCAAUGGGAGGGCCGUCGUUGACGGAAACAGCUCAAACGGCCUUGCUGGGGACAGGACAAGAGUCCACAUGGAGGCGUGGACGCUGGAGUUAUUCCAGGAAAUGGAGCGCGAGGGGGAGCAGAGGCGCAAGAGGGAAGCUGGCGAAUUACCAGACGACGAAACGUCGCCCCAGGAUGAAGGGGAGCCACCUCCUCCAGAAGUCAAGAUUCGCGUCAUCCUCAAGGCCCGAGACCUAGAAGACGUGAGAUUAACGGUACGGCCGGAGACAACGGUCGAGACGCUCGUCACCGGAUUCCGCAGCCAGCGGUCCAUCGGGUCCGAUAAAGAUGUCGGACUGUGGUUUGACGGCGACAGGCUAGAAGAGCAUGUCACCAUGGACGAGGCGGAGAUUGAUGACAUGGACACGUUUGAAGUGCACAUAAAAUAG